This is a messenger RNA of Notolabrus celidotus (New Zealand spotty), 1461 nucleotides long. Its product is annotated as zinc finger protein AEBP2-like. The coding region runs from base 177 to 632 and encodes 151 amino acids. The transcript is spliced from 3 exons. The record is from RefSeq and is a predicted model, not a curated record. Lineage: Eukaryota; Metazoa; Chordata; Actinopteri; Labriformes; Labridae.
CACACCUGAUUCCACUGUGGCCAACGAGGAGAGGCCUAAGGGGCGUUGACUGAAAGAGGGACGAAGACUGCAUCAGCCUCACCUACACCUGCCAGGAAACACACAGAAAACUUUUUCUUUCACACAGCCCAGACAGACAGAACAUCAAACAUACGGACAUAGAUACAUCAAUAGGAAUGGAUAAAUUUGCAAGCAUCAUUGGGGAGAAAAUGGGAGACAUGGUGGAGAAGGCAGUUAAGAAGGCUCUGGGUGCUGAUGACGAGGAAGAUGAAGACAAAGACAAGAAUAAAGGAAUCCUUUCAAUUUUCGGGGGCGAUGACGACAAGGACAAAGACAAGGACAAAGGAGGACUUUUCUCUUUUGGAGAUGACAAGAAGAAAGACGAGGACAAGGGGGGAUUCUUCUCAAAAAUCUUUGACAAAGACGACGAUAAGGGGGAAGAGAAACCAUCGGGAUUCCAUGGUCUCUUCAUUGAACAAGGAGCUGCUGCUGGAGGUGGUGGGGGACAAAUCGUAGCAGGAAGUGAAGGAGGAGGUGGUGGAGGGAUGAAAGGACAAACUAUAGGAGUAAAUGAUGGAGAUUUGUUCGAUGAUCUGAUGGAUGUGGCUGCGGAAACCUCCAAAGGAAAGUGAAACAAGAGAACCUGCAACCAUUAAUGGACUUUUGCUUCAUUCUUCCUUACCUGUAAACAGAACAUACCUACCAUGAUAUUUAAGAGUUUAUUUUUUCACAUUUAAUGCUUGUGUUCUCUCUGGAAACUCAACAGUCAGUUUUAGUGCCUCCUUAAAAAUUUGAAGCAUGCAGUAUAGCAAGAUGAAAAUGUAGCCCCAUUGUGCCUCAAACACUCUGACAGCUUCUGUCUUUUAGCUCACUCUGUAGAUCCAUUAAGUCUGUAUGAAACACAAAAUGUUUUCUGUUUUUGCUGUAGUUAAAAGUGUGACAUAUUUGUUUUUAAGUAAAUUUCCAACAUUACUGAUGCUUGUUUAAUUUUUGUGUGUGACCUACUGAGCUGGAUAUAGGAAAGGAUUACUUUGGUUCUUCUGCUGUAACGAGUCAUGUGCUGCAAGGUUUUGCUGGAGUGAAGCUAACUUCUUCCUAACUCCAGUUCCACAGACAUUAUUUUAAAAAAUGUAAUUCACUUCAAUUAAAUCUAAAAGAGUACAAGGUAUAACUUCAAAGAGUAGCAGCUCUGCUAAUUGGUUAUAUUUAAUGAUUGAUGACAAAUGUGUGGGCCAAAAACAAUAAAAUCCAAGCCACAAGCACAAGAAGGUCAGAAUUAAAAUGAUACAUAUCUAAAAGUUAACAACUCGGCAUGCUUGUCUGAAGUACUGACCUAGUAAGAAAAGCAUUGCUGGCCAUCUGCUGGCACAAAAUUGUAAUGCAGAGCUGGGUGUAAGAAUAACAGGAUGUGACUUAAAAGGCAACAGUGAAUUGUAAAUUACUAAUAAAAUAUGAACCUGU